AUGGUGGCGCCCUCGACCGUUCGAGCAUCUGGUGUGUUGCGUCAUCGUUCUCCGCCCACCAUUGUGUUUGUGUUGAAGAACUGCAAGGCCGGUGACUCGCAAAGGCUUGGAGUACUUUCUAGUUACAGUUUCUUUAUCAUCAAAUGGAAGGCCAUCCCAAUUGAUGAUAAGAAGAAGAUGUGGUAUGCUUCGAAGCAAAAGUUCACUCUCAAAAAAGACUCUUGCAUUGAGGAAGCUAUAUACCAGCAGCUAAAACACAGGCUGCUUAAGAAUUAUUAUUGUAAAUAUGCCACUGAUGAGAUUAGACUUCAAAUUAUCCGCCGGAUGUGA
Ilex paraguariensis (yerba mate) is the source of this 330-nucleotide messenger RNA. The record is from the annotation of a GenBank genome assembly. NCBI's taxonomy places the organism in Eukaryota, Viridiplantae, Streptophyta, Magnoliopsida, Aquifoliales, Aquifoliaceae.